Molecule: messenger RNA, 681 nt
Organism: Dibothriocephalus latus
Lineage: Eukaryota; Metazoa; Platyhelminthes; Cestoda; Diphyllobothriidea; Diphyllobothriidae
Source: the annotation of a GenBank genome assembly
AUGAAUCUCAUGAACGACAAUCAGUAUCUUUCAGAAGGCCGCUUCGGCGAACUUCUGUUGCUGAUUCCGACACUGCAGCGCGUUGCAAAGUUGCUGGUAAUGAAGAUUGCGGCGGCCAGACGAGAUGGUCUACAUGUGGAUGAACUGCUAUGUGAUAUUCUGCUCGGCGAGGAAAUUCGUGUGCCCCUGAUGUUGCCAACGCUUGAUGCGGCAAAUAUGCAACUUCAAGGACCCUUCGGUGAGAACACUGAUCCAACCGACUGCUCGGCGAUGGGGUUUCGCGGGGAAGUUCGGCAGGAUCUGGAGCCGGCGGAUUGGCGUUCGGUCGAUGGAGGACAGUUUUCUGUUCACCAACAACUGAUCUCCUGUACGGACAGAAGCGACGUUAAUGGAGGCCUUGACGUCGGUCACGGCAACUCCUGGAUUUAUGACAAUAUGUCGCUAUCAGCCGAAGCACACAGUUAUAAACAGCCACCUCCGGUUUACGUACGUAAAAUGGAGGACGAACUGCCGUGUGAUGCGCUGCAGAAGGAUCUGAUUGGUCCAUUUCAAGGUCAAGCAAUUGAGGAGAACAAAAUGCCUUCACAAAGCGAUUCUUUCAUAGAAAUGAACAAUGGACACAACCCAGGUCUCGCAUGUUCACCUCUACCGAAUUACUCCGCCAAGAAAAAAACCGGAUAG